AUGAACGAGUAUGGAAAGAACUUUGCUGAGCGACGCAAGGAGUUGCAAAAGAUGGCCCUGUACAACCUCGAAAAAGCUCAAGCCCGCCAAAAGGAAUACUCUGAUCUUAAGAAAGCUGAAGUGGAAUUUAAAGUCGGUGAAAAGGUCAUGCUAGCUACACGCGGCAUUCCGUUAGAGCAUGUACAGUACAGCCACUCGACAAGCGAGAGAAGUCAAAGCUCGUACCACGAUUCAUUGGUCCCUUCAAUGUGA
This is a messenger RNA of Aphanomyces invadans, 252 nucleotides long. RefSeq lists its product as hypothetical. The coding region runs from base 1 to 252 and encodes 83 amino acids. The transcript has a single exon. The record is from RefSeq and is a predicted model, not a curated record. NCBI's taxonomy places the organism in Eukaryota, Oomycota, Saprolegniomycetes, Saprolegniales, Verrucalvaceae.